Messenger RNA from Acaulospora colombiana, 428 nucleotides. NCBI's taxonomy places the organism in Eukaryota, Fungi, Glomeromycota, Glomeromycetes, Diversisporales, Acaulosporaceae. The record is from the annotation of a GenBank genome assembly.
AAAACAAGCCCUAUGUUAAUCACAUAAAUGGCAUCAAAGAUGAUAAUCGAGCCGAUAAUUUGGAAUGGGUAACUCCUAAAGAGAAUGCUGAACGUAAGGUAUUUCCAAACCGUGGUCGUGGCAGAUCCAGGAAAAUUGUUCAGAAAACUUUGGAUGGAAAUGUCAUUCAAAUUUGGGAUUCCAUCGCUCUUGCAGGUUAUGCACUUAAAAUUUCAAGACCUCAUAUUUCGGAGUGUUGUAGUAGAAAGCGAAAUAUUGCGGUGGUUGGUGUUGGAUUCUCGAAUGGCGUACCCCGAAAGAGAACUCCCAGCAUGCUGUACACCUCGGCCUUUGGGUCAACAGUCGUCGACGUGCCGUCAAACAGAUUUUCGAUGAUGACUCUACUCAAGAAUUUCUAUCCAUAUCUCACAACGUAUAACUGGAAUUGA